Molecule: messenger RNA, 237 nt
Organism: Enterobius vermicularis (human pinworm)
Lineage: Eukaryota; Metazoa; Nematoda; Chromadorea; Rhabditida; Oxyuridae
Source: the annotation of a GenBank genome assembly
AUGCGUGAUGAAAUAGACGAAAAGCCAUCAAAAAUUACUGUACUGAACGAUACUAAAGAUUUACCUAAAACUGGACGUGUUUGGUGCGAUGGAUGCUUUGAUACGGUUCAUUAUGGUCAUGCUAACCAGUUACGGCAAGCUAAGCAAUUUGGAAAUUGCUUAAUUGCCGGUGUUCAUACAGAUGCUGAAAUUGAGCUCUAUAAAGGUCCACCAGUUUUUACGCAAGAAGAGCGAUAC